AUACUAAGGUCAAAUUUUAACAUAACCAUAGUUAAGAAGUCGGUUUAUAUUUGAGCCAGCAUUCUCCUUCGAAACAUCUACAACAUAGAUAGAAAGAGAGAAAGGGAAAGUUCAAGAUAAUGAUGAUGAUCAUUGGAAGAGAGACUCUUCAUUCAAAUCCAACGGUGCAAGUCCCUCCAUGGGACUCAACCCUUGAUGAUCCCACGGAUCAUAUCCAUUCCGUUUUCUUUGAUGAACUCGAAAUGGCGGGAUACGACGAGGUUGGGGAAUACGAUGAUGUUCCCAUGGACGCAUUCUCAUGCGAUCAUUUCCGCAUGUAUGAGUUCAAGGUCAGGAGGUGUGCACGUGCCAGGUCACAUGACUGGACAGAGUGUCCGUACGCUCAUCCCGGAGAGAAGGCUCGCCGUCGUGAUCCUCGGAAGUUUCAUUAUUCCGGCAACCCAUGCCCGGAGUUUCGUAAAGGUACGUGCCAGAGAGGUGACACGUGUGAGUACGCACAUGGCGUUUUCGAGUGUUGGCUUCAUCCUUCUCGCUACCGUACUCAGCCGUGUAAGGACGGCGUCCAGUGCCGCCGCCGGAUCUGCUUCUUUGCCCACACUCCAGAACAGCUCCGCCUCUUGCCGGUGAGUCAUAACGGAUCGAAUCACCUAGAGUCAUACGAUGGUUCUCCGAGUCGAUUCGGUGUGGACUCGCUCAUCGGGACAUCUCCAACGUCUACACUCUACCGGUCACCAUGUUCUCCGCCGUUGUCACCUGUGUCGUCGAUUGGUCCAAACUCGGUGAAUGAACUCACCUCCUCCGUUCGUAAUCUGCAGAUCGGAAACGGCGGAAGGUUGAGCAUGAGUCCGAUGAGUGGGUUCUGUUCCCCACGAAGUCUGUCUAUUCUCCGACCAGGGUACACGAGUCUUCCGUCAACUCCAACUCGUAACUCGAGUCGAACAUGUGUCAACUCGUUUGAUCUGUGGGAUCAAGGAUGUACAACCGAGGAGCCGAUUAUGGAAAGAGUGGAAUCUGGAAAGGAAAUUAGAGCCAAGAUAUACGCGAAGCUGAGUAGAGAGAACUCGCUGGGUGGGCGAGUCGACUCGUCUGGACUGGUGAGCUGAUGAUGAUGAUGGUGGUGGUGGGUUGAAUUCUUUUUGAAAAAUUGUGUGAAUAUUAUUAUAUCUAAUAUGUUGAUAGAAACUGUUUAUGAAUGUGAUGAUAUGAUAUGAUAUGAUAUGGUAUGAGGGAAGGGGAGAUUAAGGCCAUUAAUCUCUGGUUUUGGAAAACUUGUAGAAAGGAGGGGACAUGAAGAACUAAUUUCGAUGUAAUUCAUUUUUUUGUUUUUUUAUGAAUUUGUUUUCUUGUUAUUCAGCAAUCAAUCGUAAUCGUAAUCGUAGAUGUAAAUGGUUGUGUUUAAUUGUUAUGCUUAAUUUCUUAGAAAGGAAACAUGUGCUAAUAUUAGUAGGAUGUUACCUCUUUA
Messenger RNA from Cynara cardunculus var. scolymus (artichoke), 1462 nucleotides. Its product is annotated as zinc finger CCCH domain-containing protein 20-like. Gene Ontology annotation, molecular function: metal ion binding. NCBI's taxonomy places the organism in Eukaryota, Viridiplantae, Streptophyta, Magnoliopsida, Asterales, Asteraceae. Bases 120 to 1103 code for a protein of 327 amino acids. The record is from RefSeq and is a predicted model, not a curated record. The transcript has a single exon.